Messenger RNA from Aspergillus campestris IBT 28561, 1431 nucleotides. RefSeq names its product DUF1479 domain-containing protein. Bases 1 to 1431 code for a protein of 476 amino acids. The transcript has 2 exons. The record is from RefSeq and is a predicted model, not a curated record. NCBI's taxonomy places the organism in Eukaryota, Fungi, Ascomycota, Eurotiomycetes, Eurotiales, Aspergillaceae.
AUGGCUACGUCAAGAAUGCUGGCUAAAUCAGCCGUCCGUGCUGCCUCGACGUCGACCUCGCCGGCCACCACCAAGGCCGCGGGAGACAUCUCUAGUGUCUUCCCUAGCUUAAGGCCCGACUAUCAGCCUGAACCCCUGCCUCCGCGUUUCAAGGACUUGAAAGUGCAGUAUUUUGAAAAGAACAAGGAUGCGCUCACCCAAAGCUGGAAGCGCCUGCUUCUGAGCAUGGAGGAAGAAGUGGACAAGAUCAAGUCCAAAGGGAGUGAUAUCAUCCCCUCGGUCAAAUACGAGGAUAUCAUCAAUGACAGGGUACCCGAGUCCACCCUCAAGGAGAUCCGCCACCGCGGUACCGUCGUCGUGCGAGGUGUGAUCCCGCGUGGCGUCGCUCGCGACUACAAAGAAAGAGUCGAAGACUACGUCGCCGCCAACAAGGAGAGGGUCAAGGCCUUCCCACCGGACUCGCCGGCCGUGUACGAACUUUACUGGUCGAAAUCGCAAGCGGAGGCGCGCUCCCACCCGGGUAUGCUCGAGACCCAGCGCUUCAUGCAACACCUGUGGCACUCGUCGGACCCGCACACCAGGAUCUCAACCCGGAACCCCCUCACGUACGCGGACCGGUUGCGCAUCCGCCAGCCCGGCGACGGCAAGUUCACGCUGGGCCCGCACAUCGACGGCGGGUCCCUCGAGCGCUGGGAGGAUCCCGAGUACGCCCGCGUCUACAGCAAGAUCCUCGAGGGCCACUGGGAGCAGCACGACCCGUGGGACGCCAAGCACCGCGUCACGGCCAACAUGGACCUGUACAACGGCGCUGGCGCCUGCUCCAUGCUGCGCUUCUUCCAGGGCUGGCUCGCCAUGUCUAACACCGCCCCCGGCGAGGGCACCCUGCACGUGUGCCCCAUGCUCACCCACAGCUCCGCCUACACCAUCCUCCGACCCUUCUUCGACCCCCAGACCCAGCAGCCUCUGCUAGACAACACGUUCCCCGGUGCUGUCCCGGGAACCUGUCAGGAGUACAACCCGGUCACGCAUCCGCACAUGGCCCUCGAGGACACCAUGGUCUCCGUGCCCGAGGUGGAGCCCGGCGACUACGUCGCCUGGCACUGCGACUCGCUGCACUCCGUCGACAAGGAGCACCGUGGCCAGGGCGAUUCCAGCGUCAUGUACAUCCCGGCCACUCCGAUGUGCGAGAUGAACGUCGAUUAUCUGCUGAAGCAGCGUCAGGCGGCCCAGCAGUACUCCCCACCCUGGGAUUUCCCUGGCGCCGGUGGGUCCGGCGAGGCUGGCUUCCAGGGCGCCUUGGACUGGACGUCUGUCAGCCCUGACGGACUGCGUGCUCUGGGUAUGGGUGAUAAGCGGUGGGAGAUCACUGAUGAUAUGAGUGCGGGUGAGAAGGCUGCUGUCGAGUAUGCCAACCAGGCUUGCUUUGAUUGA